GCUCUCAGUGGACUGAUUGAUUAACUGACUUCAGGUGUGCCGCUGCAGCAGGUAGCAGGGCUGGUGGCAGACUGAGAGCAGGGCUGCAGACUGUGAGCUGGAGGGAGACUGGCAUUUUCCCCUUCUGAUCCAUCAAACAACAGAAGCAGCACCACCAGCACCACCAGCAGCAGAAGCACCAGCAUUGAACAAAAGCUGUUUUUUAUUUUACCAAAUACUGAUGAUAGUCUGAACACUCAGACUAAAAAUGGCUGACAGUCCCCGUGGUUGCACAUUAUCUUGUGCCAAAGUGUUACGCUUCAUACGGACUCUGACCCGUAAGAAGCCUCUGGAACCAGAGGGAGAAGAGUCUAACUUCUGCCGAUGCCUGACCACCGUGGACCUGGUGGGUCUGGGUGUGGGCAGCACACUUGGAGCAGGCGUGUAUGUGCUAUCAGGAGAGGUGGCCAGGGAGGUGUCCGGUCCCAGCAUCAUCAUCUCCUUCCUGGUUGCGGCGGUGGCUUCAGUGUUUGCUGGGUUGUGUUACGCUGAGUUUGGAGCCCGGGUCCCAAAGACAGGCUCAGCUUACCUUUACAGCUAUGUGACAGUUGGAGAGGUGUGGGCGUUUGUGACCGGCUGGAACCUGCUGCUGUCUUACGUCAUUGGAACAUCCAGUGUAGCUAAAGCCUGGACUGGGACCUUUGAUGACCUGGUAGACAACAUUAUUGGUAAAACUCUGAGCAAAGACACUCCGAUGGACUCACCUGGCCUGGCUCAAUACCCAGACUUCUUUGCUGCUGGGCUGAUUAUGCUGCUUGCUGGGUUUCUUGCAUAUGGUGUGAAGGAGUCAGCGAUCCUGAAUACAGUUUUUACUGCAGUGAAUGUCGCUGUACUUGUUUUUAUUAUCAUCGCCGGCUUCAUUAAAGGAGAUGUCAGAAACUGGCAAAUCAGUGCCGAGACGAUCCUGAAUGCAACUCGACUAAAAGAGAACUAUACAGUCCCCCUUAAUGAAACUGCUGACUAUGGUGUUGGCGGCUUCUUCCCCUUUGGCUUUGAUGGUACAUUAGCAGGAGCAGCGACCUGUUUCUAUGCUUUUGUUGGAUUCGAUUGCAUUGCUACAACAGGGGAGGAGGUGCAGAACCCUCAGAAGGCAAUCCCUCUCGGGAUUGUGGCGUCCCUGCUCAUCUGCUUCCUGGCCUACUUUGGCGUGUCAGCAGCUCUGACGCUCAUGAUGCCUUACUACCUGCUGGACACACACAGCCCCCUACCUGUUGCCUUUGAGUAUAUUGGCUGGGAGCCUGCAAAGUAUGUCGUGGCCGUGGGAUCCCUCUGUGCACUCUCAACAAGUCUUUUGGGAGUGAUGUUUCCGAUGCCAAGAGUGCUCUUUGCCAUGGCGAGAGACGGCCUUCUCUUCAAGCGACUUAGUUACAUGAGCUCCAGGCAGAGUCCGGUCUUCGCCACACUGUCUUCAGGAGCUGUGGCUGCAUUCAUGGUCCUGUUAUUCGACUUGAAGGCACUGGUUGACAUGAGCUCCAUUGGGACCAUUUUUGCCUACACUCUGGUUGCAGUGUGUGUUCUCAUCCUGAGGUAUAAAGAAGACACCAGUUUUGUCCACAGAUCAGAGCCGUUUGCUGUGAUGGGACUGUUUAAGCCUCCGUCUAAACCAACCCACCGCACCUCUAAAAAUGUCAACAUAGCUACCAUCAUUAUUUUGUUCCUCAUCAUCGUUUUGAGCGUGCUGUUGUCUGAGGCCCUGCCUUCCCUCCGCAGACAGGAGUGGUGGAGCGUGCUGCUCGUCACCGUCCUUACGCUGACUCUGGUCCUCGCUGUGGUGAUCAUCUGGAGGCAGCCACAGAGCACGUCUAAAGCUGCUUUCAUGGUCCCCUGUCUACCUGUAGUCCCAGUUUUAAGCGUCCUCAUUAACACCUACCUGAUGGUUCAGCUGAGAGGAGAAACCUGGAUAAGCUAUGCUGUGUGGAUGGUCAUAGGUCUGAUCAUCUACUUUGGAUAUGGAGUUCGUCACAGUGUCCAAAAACAAAGGCUUCAUGAGGCUCGCACCCAGAUGAAUAUUGUUGAUGCAAAUCUUAGUAUUGCUGCUUGAUAUAAGUAUAGCUGUGUCAUAUGUUGUCAUCCACUCACGUUUAUUGAGUCCUGCAGGCUUCGUCACGUCUUCAGCUAGAGUUGGAUUAAUGUGAUGUCUCAUUGUGAUGCCAAAUUUUAAUGCAAACCAUUUUCUGUGAAAACUGCGCUUAUAGUUUUAUGUCAUGCAAUAUAAUUUACAUAGUAUGUUUGUAAUUUAGUGCAACAAUAAUGUUUGUCUUUUUUAUCUGUUGUAGCUUGAUCAGUCAUUCAAGACUAGGUGACUUUGACGUCAUUGUGUAAUGUCAGUAUUUGACAGUGAAAAAACUUUUAAAAUAUUGUUCUAUUUGUGGAGUUUGUUUAAUAAAAUGUUGAAAUGUUGAACAAAUUG
This is a messenger RNA of Notolabrus celidotus (New Zealand spotty), 2449 nucleotides long. Its product is annotated as cationic amino acid transporter 2-like. Gene Ontology annotation, molecular function: amino acid transmembrane transporter activity. Gene Ontology annotation, biological process: transmembrane transport; amino acid transport. The transcript is spliced from 12 exons. The coding region runs from base 248 to 2080 and encodes 610 amino acids. NCBI's taxonomy places the organism in Eukaryota, Metazoa, Chordata, Actinopteri, Labriformes, Labridae. Gene Ontology annotation, cellular component: plasma membrane. The record is from RefSeq and is a predicted model, not a curated record.